UCAGGGCUCCCUCCCGGGCCAGGACGGGGCUGCGGCGCGGGGCGCUCCCGUCGGAGCAGCGGGACCCGGGAGCACCGUGCUGCGGGCAGCAUGGCACAAUGGCAGGAGGUGCAGAACUUGGCCAACGCGUACCUGGAGCAGAUCCACGAGCUGUACGCCGGGGCCGCGCUGCCCAUGGCCGUGCGGCAGUGCCUGGCUGCGUGGAUCGAGGACCAGAACUGGCGCCAGGCGGCGGAGCCGCUCUCCUCCCAUGCCCGGAUGCUUUUCCACUCCUUGCUGGUGCUGCUCUGGGAGCGCCUGGGCAGCCUGGGGCUGGGCAAUGAGGACUUCAUGCUGAGGCACAACCUCCGCAAGGCCCAUCGGGACCUGCAGGCCAAGUUCGAGGAGUGCCCGGAGACCUUCGCCAACCUGGUGGCCAAUCUGCUGCGGGAGGAGCGGCGCAUCCUGCGCCUGGGGCAGGCGGGGGGGCAGGGGGGGGCAGCCCCAGCGCCCAGCCCGUCCCCGAGGAACGACCGCGAGCAGCAGAUCCAGCGGCGCUUGGCUGAGCUCCACACAGCCCUGCAGGAAGCGGAACGCGCCUUCCGGCACCUCGAGGACAUGCAGGACGCCUUUGACUUCUGCUUCAAGGUGCACUACGUGCCGGGCGAGGACAGGACCAAUGACCCCCAGUACGCGCAGCAGAUCCAAGCGCUCCAGGCCAAGCUGCAGAUCCUGGACCGGCAGCGGCGGGAGGUGCUGGCUCAGAUACAGCAGCUCCUGGGGCGCAGCGAGACGCUGCAGGACUUCGUGCUGCAGGAGCUGGAGGCGUGGAGGGACCGGCAGCAGCGCGCCUGCAUGGGGGCCCCCGAGGACACCAACCUGCGCCCCUUGGAGACCUGGUUCACGGAGCUGGGCCAGGGGCUCUUCCAGCUGCUGCGGCUGCUGCGGGCGCUGGGGGAGCUGCGCCUGAAGGUGACCUACGAGAGGGACCCGCUCAAGGCAGAGCCCCCGCUCCUGGAGAAGCGCCUCAAGGAGCUGCUCUCGUACCUGAUACAGAGAGCCUUCGUGGUGGAGCAGCAGCCCACGAUGCCCAACGCCUUCAAGCGCCCUCUCGUGCUCCGCACCGCCACCAAGUUCUCAGCCCGCGCCCGCCUCCUCCUGCGCCUCCACGACCGCAACCACCCCAUGGAGACCUCGAUCCACAUCGACAGGGACCCCCCCAAGAUAAAGGGGUUCCGCAGGUUCAACAUCCUGACAUCGAGCAGCAAAACCCUCCUGGCAGGGGACAGUCCCCAGGAGGGGCUGGUCUGCGACUUCCAGUACCUGACGCUGAAGGAGCAGAAGGACAGCCGGGCCGGCAAGGGCAGCAAAGGCAGCGGCGAGGGCCCCGUGGUGGUGACGGAGGAGCUGCACCUCAUCACCUUCACGCUGGCGUACGCGUACUGCGGGCUGGAGCUGGAGCUGGAGACCUCCACGCUGCCCUUCGUCAUCAUCUCCAACAACAGCCAGCUCUCCAGCGCCUGGGCCUCCAUCCUCUGGUUCAACAUGCUCAGCCCCGACCCUAAGCCCCAGUUCCAGUUCUUCUCGGCCCCCCCCGCGGCGCCGUGGCCGCUGCUGGCGCAGGUGCUGAGCUGGCAGUUCCAGAGCGUGGCCGAGCGGGGCCUGGCCCGGGAGCACCUCCUCAUGCUGGCCGAGAAGCUCUUCGGCUCGAAGCCGUCUCCAGAGAGCACCUUGAGCUGGACCAAGUUCUCCAAGGAUGGUGCCGCUGGCUUCUCCUUCUGGGCUUGGCUGGACGGGAUCCUGGGGCUGCUCCAGGAGCACCUCAAGCAGCUCUGGAAGGAUGGGCUCAUCCUGGGCUUCGUGAGCCGGAAGCAGGAGAAGAAGCUGCUGAAGGGGAAGAGGACGGGGACGUUCCUGAUCCGGUUCAGUGAGAGCAUCCUGGGGGGGGUCACCUGCACCUGGGUGGAGCAUCCUGAGAGCGGGCCCCCCGCGUUCCGCGCCGUGGUCCCCUACACUGCGGCCGAGCUGGUGUCCCUGGCGCUACCCGACAUCAUCCGUGACUACCAGCUGCUGGUGGAGGAGAACAUCCCCGAGAACCCGCUCCAGUUCCUGCACCCCAACAUCCCCCGCGACGAAGCCUUCGGGCCCUACUACAGCAAGAGGGAGGAGGGGAACCUGAUGGAGCAGAAGAAGUACCUGAACCGGCGCCUCAUUCGCGUGUCCAUCAG
Molecule: messenger RNA, 2207 nt
Organism: Pezoporus flaviventris
Lineage: Eukaryota; Metazoa; Chordata; Aves; Psittaciformes; Psittacidae
Product: signal transducer and activator of transcription 2-like
Exons: 21
Biological process (GO): defense response; type I interferon-mediated signaling pathway; cell surface receptor signaling pathway via JAK-STAT
Molecular function (GO): RNA polymerase II cis-regulatory region sequence-specific DNA binding; DNA-binding transcription factor activity, RNA polymerase II-specific
Source: RefSeq, a predicted model, not a curated record